Gasterosteus aculeatus aculeatus (three-spined stickleback) is the source of this 2763-nucleotide messenger RNA. Lineage: Eukaryota; Metazoa; Chordata; Actinopteri; Perciformes; Gasterosteidae. The record is from RefSeq and is a predicted model, not a curated record.
UUAUGACAUUAUGAUGUUCCGCCAUGAGCACGGUGUAUUUCAUUUUGAAAAUUAAACGGAUCUUUUAUUUUGUUUCUGGCUGUUCUGUUUUUUUGCUUCACUUCCCGUCCUGCGUACUCUGCCCUGUGGUGCUGCGCAGCCCCCGGGCAUCCGGCAAAAACAGAAGCUCUGAGUAUUUGCUCCGGAGGGCUGCGGAUCGCCGGAGUCGGAACGCAGCCGUCCCGCAGUUUAGGUUCAGCAUGCUGACUGCUAUUCGAGCCACCAGACGUUCCCUGGGAUUCUUCAGGAGUGUCUCUAACUAUGCCAUUGACUCAGGCUACCAGCAAGCCAAUGUCGUCAUCCUGCCCAAUCAUCUGGCCAAGGACUUUGAAGAGUUCUGUCGCAGAAACCCCGCCCCCUUGCCACUUCUUUAUCACAGCCGGUCAGGGGAGACUUCCUGCACACCUCUUGCGAGAAAUGCUGAUAUCAGGACGGACAUUUCUCAGUACCAUGUGUAUGAAGAGGGUUGUCUGGUGAAAACGGUCUCAAGUCUGCAGAGUUACUGCGCUCAGCCGAGUGCUCCCGGCACUGCCCCUCAUGGCCCGUGGUCAGACAUGGUUUGUUUCUAUCUGGGCUGCAGUUUUGGCUUUGAGGGCCGGCUGAGGAAAGCUGGAGUCCCGGUCAGAAACGUGGAGCAAGGCACAUACGUCAGCAUGUACAGGACUGCUGUUCUCUGUGUUCCUGCGAGUGUGUUCCCCUGCACUCCUAGAGGUCUAAUGCGUCCUGUUCCUGCAAACCAUGUUUGAACGCAGCAGUAGAGGUCCACUCACCUCAAACCGCUUUGUCAUGGAGCUCCUGUCCACAUCGGAGACCAAGCUCUCCUUGGCAUACACGACCUGUCCACACCGGACUACGGAGAGCCGGUCCAACUACUGCCCGGAGAUGUCCCUGUGUUCUGGGCCUGUGGAGUGACCGCUAUAGAAGCAAUACUCUGCAGCAAGCCUCAUCUGGCAUUCAGUCACUCCCCAGGCUGUAUGUUCCUGACUGACAUCCCAGACUCGCCCCCUUCUCCUCCACACCAACCCAGCGAAAGCUCCGUGGAUGGCGAGCCCUCCACAAAUCCCAACGCCGAACUGUUUCCCUGCUGCUUCCAGAUAUCCCACAAUCCCUUGCUGUUCAGUUUGGCAUCUCAGAGGGCCGUGGCAAAGAUCAGACAGCUGGAGACGAUUAUUGGAGAGGACCCAGGCCAGCGAGGGAUCAGAGCUUUAUUUGUUCAGGACGAACUUUUGCGCUCCUGUCUGGCACUCUCGCACUCCAACUCCGUUGCUAUAACAACUGGCUUUCCAACACACCACAUGCAAAGUCCCCCUGACGAGACCGACGGCCCGCCUGGAGCCAUCGCCAUGGCGACCAUGCUGUUGUCUCUAGGGAAACAGGUGACAAUGGUGACGGACAGGAGAGCCUUGGAGAUGAACCGGGCCAUCGUUGAUGAAGCAGUGAGGACAGGUGUGCUGAAAACUGCAAUUCCAAUCGUCACGUUUGAAGAAAGCGGCCCAGACUCUGCCCUACACUUCCUGUGUCACCAUGGAGACCCCAACAAGCCCAGGUACGACCACCUGGUGGCGAUAGAGCGCACUGGACGUGCUAAAGAUGGAAAUUACUACAACAUGAGAGGAGUCAACAUCAAACAUCUGGUGGAUCCCAUUGAUAACUUGUUUAUUGCUGCCAAGGACAUAGCCGGAAUAAUCACUACAGGCAUCGGGGAUGGUGGUAAUGAGUUGGGGAUGGGCGGACUGAGGGACAAGGUGAGGACCAUGAUGCCCAACGGGGGGCUGAUAGCCUGUGAUGUUCCUGCAGACUACGCCGUCACUGCCGGGGUGUCCAACUGGGGAGGAUAUGCUGUGGCCUGUGGGCUCUACCUGCUCCAGACCUGCCCCUCCCACCAGAGAUACAGACUCCGAGGACUGGGUGUGGAGCACGCAACCCCCCAAGAACAGCUGCAGGACUGGACCGCUAACCUGCCAUCUGUGGACAAGGAGGAGUCCAUCCUUUCCACUCUGGUGCGUUUUGGGAUACGAAGCGGGAAAACUGGUCACCUGGCCAUGGAGGUGGAUGGUUUGUCCUUUCACCCCACGCACUCCGACAUCAUCACCAGACUGCUGGAGGUCACACUGGGCUGCACCACCCCAAACCCUUGAUCCACUUUUCCUGUUUAUUCUCAGCAAUGUCCAGACUGGAGGGGACAUUCUGCUUCCUCUCUUUUAAGAUUAGCAGAAGGAAGCAAGAGAGAAAGGACAGAAUGGAAAGAUGUGUGCGUGCGCGCGUGCGUGCGUGCGUGCGUGCGUGCGUGCGUGCGUGUUUGUGUGUGAUUUCCUUGGUUACCUUUCAGCCCUCUUCCUUAACUAAUGAUGAGGAAGCAAAGUAAAAUCAGGGCUUAUUUCUCUGUCUGAACAAAUUAACUGCUAUUCUCAUUCUUUUGAUUGUUUGUAUAUAAAUAUAGUUGAUGCAGUAACUAGAAGGUGUGAUAAUAACUGUGAUGUCACAGACAUCACUAGAUCUAUAGAACUGUUAAAUGAAUAAAUAAAUAAAUCUGUCAUUGUGCCAUGUAUGGUAGUGCCCAGUCCACCAAGUGCUAUUACUGUUUCAAACAGGAGUUGCUGACGUAGGAAUGCUAAUUAGCUAUGCUCCUUUCUUAAAUAUAAUAUUAAAUAAUGAUUGACAAUUGGAGUAUACAUUAAUGCCAGGAAGCCGUCAGAAUAAAGACUAUCAAUCUUAUUAACCUGA